Messenger RNA from Aspergillus affinis, 16140 nucleotides. RefSeq lists its product as uncharacterized. The transcript is spliced from 5 exons. NCBI's taxonomy places the organism in Eukaryota, Fungi, Ascomycota, Eurotiomycetes, Eurotiales, Aspergillaceae. Gene Ontology annotation, cellular component: cytoplasm. Gene Ontology annotation, biological process: secondary metabolite biosynthetic process; amino acid activation for nonribosomal peptide biosynthetic process. The record is from RefSeq and is a predicted model, not a curated record. The coding region runs from base 1 to 16140 and encodes 5379 amino acids. Gene Ontology annotation, molecular function: phosphopantetheine binding; catalytic activity.
AUGGCGCAGUUGGAAGUUAGUCACGAGGCCGCUCAGGCUAGAAAAACCGAUAUUACAAUACAAAGCCAAGAGGUAUCGGUCGAAAUCGACGCCCAACAACUACUGCGAUUGCAGGCGUGGAAUACACCGCCGCCACAAUCAGUGGAAUGUUGCAUCCAUGACCUGAUUCAAACUCGCUGCGAUACACAGCCAGAGGCCCCUGCGGUUUGCGCCUGGAAUGGUCAAUUGAGAUACGCCGAAUUGGAUGUGCUGGCUUCCUCCUUGGCAUCUGCGCUGGUUGCACGUGGAGUAGGCCCGGAGAAAUUUGUUCCUGUAUACCUUGAGAAAUCGCUUUGGACCCCAAUAGCUAUGCUCGCCGUUCUCAAAGCGGGUGGCGCUUUUGUACUUCUCGACCCCUCCCAUCCGACUCAGCGGAUAGACGAGAUCUUCCGCACCGUCAAGGCGACUAUAAUGAUCGCAUCGAAACAAACUGAGGGGCGAGUAGCUAGGCUCGCGACAGAAGCGAUCAUUAUCGACGAUGAGAAGACCGACUGGACACAAAACGGCAAGGGAAUCCACACAGCUGUAAAGCCAGGAAACGCCGCCUACACGGUUUUCACUUCGGGGACAUCUGGGAAACCGAAAGGUGUGGUGAUCGAGCAUCGUUCGUUUGCUACCACCGCCGUCGCCCACAGUCGCGCGAUGAAUAUGCAUGACCAAUCGCGGGUGAUUCAGUUUGCAUCCUAUGCAUUUGAUGCAUGUUUACUCGAGAUCUUGACUGUUUUGAUAGUCGGUGGAUGUAUAUGUGUGCCUUCCGAGGACGAGCGUCAGCACGAUCUGGCCGCUGCAUCACGUCGCAUGCAAGUCAACUGGAUGUUUCUCACGCCGUCAUUAGCGCGCGUUCUCGAAGUCGAAGAGUUUCCUACUCUGCAAACCCUGGUUGUUGGAGGGGAGGCGCUGCAGAAGGAAGAUAUGAGAAAAUGGGCACCGCAUGUUCAGUUCUUCGAGGCGUAUGGUCCAACGGAGUGUGCAGUGAUCUGCAUGGCAAGACAGUGUCUGGUUGACGAUCCAGACCCGGUAAACAUUGGAUUCGGAGCAGGAGUCACAUGCUGGAUUGUUGACCCGGAUAAUCACAACCAGUUGGCUCCAAUUGGCAGUGUUGGCGAGCUGCUUCUCGAUGGCGCUCCUAUAGGUCGUGGAUACAUCAAUGAUGCUGAGCGAACUGCUUCUGUGUUUAUCGACCCCCCAACCUGGCAUCGUCAGCUCAGGCCCAAUGCUUCGGGGAGGCUAUACAAGACCGGAGAUUUGGCGUGUUAUGCUACGGAAGAUGGGUCAAUCCGAUACAUAGGACGCAAAGACAGUCAGGUCAAGCUGCGUGGGCAACGCCUGGAGCUAGGAGAGAUUGAAUUCCAUAUUCGACGCCUAUUUCCAACCAUCGCCAACGUCGUGGUCGAGAUGGUCACUCCUGCCGAUAUGGCGGACUCGCCCAUACUGGUCGCUUUCAUUCUUCAAGAAACGUCAUCACACAUCGAGGCUGAUAAAGUGAUCAUGAAUCCCAACGACGUCUUCCGAGAACAAUCGCAGACUACUUGCAGUCAACUUCAGAAAUUAGUUCCAAAAUAUAUGAUGCCGACAGUCUUUCUACCGCUACAAUCGAUGCCAUUGCUGACAAGUGGUAAAAGUGACCGCCGCCAGCUUCGCAACCUGGCUGCGGCGCUGACACGACAGCAACUCCAGGCUUAUACAGAUGUCACUUCGUCUGGAAACAAGCGACAACCAUCUACCGCCACAACACGGGCCAUUCAGCACCUUUGGUCUCAGGUAUUACGACUGCCUCGCGAUGAAGUCGGACUGGACGAUACCUUUUUUGGUAUCGGAGGAAGCUCUGUGACUGCAAUGAAGCUGCUCGGUAUUGCACGGCGGCAAGGAUUGAAGUUCGACCUGGGGACUCUUUACAGUCAAACCUUGGAAGAGAUUGGUGGAGGGAGGGAAGAUCAACACCUCGAUGCCCCGGAGACAAACACCAUUGGUCAUUUCUCUCUCCUACCAGAAGGAAAAAGUGGAGAGAUUAUUGACUGCGUGAUGGAGCAGUGUAAACUACAGGACCAGGAUCAGAUUGAGGAUGUGUAUCCUUGCACGCCGCUCCAAGAAGGCCUCAUGUCGCUAACAGCCAAGCGUCCGGGUGCAUACAUUGUCGUCUUCAAGUACGACCUACCAGUUGCUGUGAAAAUCUAUCGGUUCAAAAAAGCCUGGAAUUCAGUUGUCCAAGCGAAUCCUAUUUUGCGUACACGGAUCGUGCAGACAACCAGUGGUGCAAUGUACCAAGCAGUCCUUCGAGAAGCAGUUCCCUGGGAGGCGCCGACGAAUACUUAUGAUAGACAUUGGAAUGCUGGACAGCGUCUUGUCAGACUAUUACUUAGUUCAGGCCCGUCGAACCAUUUCACAUUGGUGGUUCAUCACGCUUUGAGUGAUGGAUGGGCAGUUCCCUUGGUUCUGAAGCAAGUUGAAGCAGCUUAUCACGGCCAGAUUCUUCAGCACCGGCCCUUCAAUGGAUUCAUCAGUUACAUCCUUCGCAACGCUGAUGCCCAAGAGCGGUUUUGGAAAGAGCAAUUUGUCAACCUGCAAGCUGCUGUCUUUCCCCGGCUACCACAUCUGGGAUACAUCCCCAAUCCAACAGUCAAAAGAACUUGUGUGAUCCCAGUGGAGCAAGAUGCAGCCCACAGUAUCUUCACGGCUCCAACCAAGCUCAAGUUGGCCUGGGCUAUUCUUGUGUCUCUUUACACAGAUAGUCCAGACAUAGUCUUCGGUAUCACCGUGACUGGCCGAGGUGCUCCAGUACUGGAUAUCGAGGAAAUGACUGGUCCAACCAUCGCCACAAUUCCUAUCCAGUUGCACAUUGACCCUGAGCAUACAAUUGCGGAGAGCCUUCUUCAGGUACAGAAUCACUCUAUUUAUACGGUCCCAUUCGAACAGGCUGGCCUGCAAAAUAUAAGCCGUCUAGGACCUGAUGCCGCAGCUGCAUGUCAGUUCCAAAGCUUGAUGGUUAUCCAACCGGAGCAGGAGCCCUUGCCGGACAUGUUUUCUGCUGUUCAGGACCUUUCUAAGUUGGACGCAUUCAGCUCGUAUGCUAUCACUUUGAUCUGCAAGCAAUCACCCGACAGCAUUCAAAUUGAGGCAACAUUCGAUCCGGAGGUGGUGGAUGAGAUUCAAAUGACUCGAAUGUUGCAACAGCUACGCCAUAUUGUGCAGCAACUGACACCGUCAAAUGAAAGCCUUCAAAUCCAGAGCCUAAAUAACACCAGCACGGAUGAUAUGGCGCAGUUGAUGCAAUGGAAUAGAGAUAUUCCAGCAGCCAGCGAGAAAACUCUUCACGGUAUCGUCCUACACCAAAGAAUGAUUCAGCCCGAUGCUGACGCUGUUUGCGCGUGGGAUGGGGAGUUGUCUUACCUUGAACUUGACGAUUAUUCCGCUCGGUUGGCACAGUAUCUGCUCAGUUUUGGAAUCAUUGAAUCGGAGUCAAGAGUAGCUGUGUGUCUGGAAAAGUCUCGAUGGACGAUCGUAACACUGCUGGCUGUUCUUCGCGCUGGCGGCGUAUGCGUGCUCAUCGACCAUGGCCAUCCCCGUCGACGGAUAGAAGAUAUUAUCAGCAAAACAUCCCCGCCGUUGCUGGUGGCAUCCGCGACCUAUGAGGGCGUCGUUCAAGAUCUGGAAAGCAAAGUUAUUCUGAUCACAGAAACAUUAAUCCAUAGUCUACCACCGUUCUGCAUAAGGCUUCCAGAGGUCUCAAUUCACCAAGCCGCAAUCAUUCUUUUUACUUCUGGAAGUACGGGCACUCCCAAGGGUAUAGUCAUGGAACAUAUCAAUCUAAGCACGAGUAUUCUCGCACACAGCGGACCCAUGAACCUCAGCCGCACCUCUCGAUCACUGCAUUUCGCGUCCUACGCAUUCGACGUGAGUAUAUACGAGGUAUUAAACACGCUGGCUCAGGGAGGCUGCGUCUGUGUGCCUUCAGAAUCGGACAGGAUGAACAAUUUGGCCAACGUCAUCCGCCAACAGAGAAUCAACUGGGCUCUAUUGACCCCAUCAACUCUUAGUCUGUUCGGUCCCGCAGAUGUUCCCUCGCUGAAGACCCUAGUUCUUGCGGGUGAAGCCGUGACUCGCGACCCUGUAGACAAAUGGGCUGACAAAGUGACUCUCAUAAAUGCGUACGGACCAGCAGAAGCCACUUUCACCACCGUUGGACCUAUUCCACCCAAAGGCUGGCGGUCGGGAACGAUUGGUCAUAUGUAUGGCAGCGUGGGAUGGGUGACAGAUGCCCACAACCCAGGAAAACUAGCAGCCAUCGGUGCUGUUGGGGAGCUACUGGUCGAGGGUCCGAUCGUGACUAGGGGCUAUCUGGGCGAGCCGGGGAAGACAGCCGCGUCCUAUAUAGCGACGCCGUCAUGGCUGCGGGACUUUCGUACAAAAGGUGACGCAGGCCGGCUCUACAGGACGGGGGAUCUGGUGCAGUAUAACCCAGAUGGUACUAUCCGGUAUGUUGGACGCAGAGAUACGCAGGUGAAACUUCGUGGACAGCGCAUCGAGCUGGGGGAGGUCGAGUAUCAUGUUCGAAACUGUCUUGACCUGUCAGCGGAGGUAAUUGCCGAAAUCAUCGUUCCUCAGGAUAGCAGCUCGCCAAUUCUCGUCGCUUACACGUUCCGAAAAUGUGACGAUGGUGAUAAGAUUGACGAUCCAGAGGCCUCGGACGAGGAGAUAACUAUGCUCCUAUCACCUAGGCCGACCUUCAAAGCAGCUGUUCAACAAGUCGAAAGCAAACUCUCAGACCUCAUUCCAAGCUUCAUGGUACCUAGCAUGUUUUUGCCCCUUCGAGAAGUCCCUUUGACCCGGAGUGGAAAGGUGGAUCGCCGACGGUUGCGAGAGGUUACCAGGAGUCUAUCCAGCUCUCGCUUCCAACUGUACUCUGCACAGGCGAAGGGUUCAACCAAAAGACCCCCCUCCACAAAGACAGAGCAUUUAAUGCAGCAAAUAUGGGCCAAAAUUCUACACAAGGAAGCAAGGUCUAUCGGACUGGAUGAUAACUUCUUCCGAUUAGGAGGCGACUCCAUCAGCGCCAUGCAGGUUGUUGCGCAAUGCACUGACAGGGGUCUGAGAGUUACUGUUGCAACCAUUUUCCGGACCAAGACAAUAGCUAAGCUCAGCAAAACAUUAGAUGGAGCCCUUUCGGCCAUUGAAAAGGCUGGCACACAGGAGGUGGCGUUUGAUUUGUCGCCAAUGCAGCAGAUGCUUUUCGAAACAGCAAAAGAAUACAAUCGCUGCUACGAGAGUGUUGUACUUCACCUUGGCAAGAAGAUAUCCUCCGACGAGAUUAAGAACGCCCUGAAGGUAAUCAUUGGGAAUCAUCCGAUGCUCCAUGCUAGGUUCAAUCAAACCAGCAAGGGGAAAUGGAGCCAGAGUAUCUCCGAAAUUCUCGAAUGGGACUCGGUGUAUCAAUCGCACGUUCUCCCAUUCCUCGACCCAACUGGUUUUGUCUCUAUUCGUCAAAAAGACAUUGAUGUUCGGAAAGGCCACGUCUUCCUCUGUGACCGAAUCGAAAUUGAGGCAGACGGACAAAGCUUCCUUUGCUUGAUCGCCCACCAAUCGAUAAUUGACAUCUUCUCCUGGAGAAUCAUUCUUAUGGACCUCGAAGCACUAUUAGCAAACAGCUCUCCACUGCUAUCAACAUCAGGGUUUAAAACUUGGUGUCAGCUCCAAUCCAAGCAUGCAGUUGCGGCAACUGCCCUGACAGUUGACAGAGAGUUUGAUGUCCAGGCCGGUACCAUCGAAUACGAGUUCAGUCUCUCAGAGCAAGUCACCCAGGCCCUGCGAGGCCCAGCAAACGAUACUUUCAAUACCAAACCAAUAGAGCUACUGAAUGCAACGCUCCUACAGUCUUUUACUCAGACCUUUGCAGGUUGCCCAACACCCACUAUCUUCAAUCAAGAAGACGGUCGGUAUUCCAACCCUGACCUAGCACGGACCGUGGGAUCCUUCUUAACACUGUCUCCAAUUGAUGUCUCUGUCACCCAGACAGAUGACAUAUACAACAUCAUACGGAAGACUAAGGACGAAAGGCGGAGCCAAUAUAAUCAUCCAAUUUCAACUGCUGGUUCUCCGAAAGUCGUGUUGAACUAUCGUGAACUUGACUUUCAGCCACAACUCACAUCUUUCUUGCAGCCCAUAUGCGUUUCCAAGAACUCGGUUCAUCUCGCCCACAUUGAGAUCACAGCUGAGGUGCGAAACUCGCACAUGGUGAUCAAAUUUGCUGUCAAUCGGAUGAACCGUCAGCAAAAUAUGAAAUUAUGGAUGGAACGAUUUCAACAAGGUCUGGAAUUGGCAUCAUCUGUUUUACCAACCAUGGAGACAACAUGGACCCUCUCUGACUUUCCUUUGCUGUCAUAUACCUAUCCCCAGCUGGAAAGUUUCAUCCAAGAUGUCAUCCUGCCGCUAAAGAAAGAUCACCUUCACAUCGAGGACGCCUAUCCAUGCACACCUAUCCAGCAAGGUAUCCUGUUAAGUCAGGGGCGGAACUUUCUCCACUAUCGCAACAGAUGGUCGUGGGUACUGCACACACGUAACGGUUCACCAGUGGAUCCAGAGCGAUUGAGGCGAGCAUGGCAGCAAGUGGUUCAAAGACACCCGCUUCUGCGAACGGUCUUUUUUGACAGUGCCCACCAGGAUGGGUCACAGAAUCAGGCCGUCCUGAAGGAGAUUCCAUCUGAAGAAGUGUGUGUCAUCCUACCUCCUUCUGAUAAUCCGCUCAAGAAACUCGAGGAUUAUGAGCUCCCUGCGAUAAUGCCAUUAAGACCGCCGACCCGUCUUAUUAUUUGCGGCUCUCCCUCAGGGGAGGCGGCCUGUUUGCUAGAUAUUAGCCAUGCUGUUGUAGAUGGCAUGUCUCGUCAGAUCUUUUGGAGCGACUUGUGCCAGGCGUACGAGGAUAAGAUUACCUCAACUUCCCCAGCAACCUAUAGGGAAUAUUUCGAGUAUCUUGCGAUUCAGCCACUGGAUGAUGCUCGUAGUUACUGGGAAGAAUAUCUACGCGACGUGCAGCCGUGCAUUUUCCCUGGAUCGUCCAAGCCAGACGAUGCAGUUGUUCAUUCUCGUGUCGACAUUACGCUGCCGUUUGAUAAAGCGCUUCGUCAAUUUUGUCUUGACUAUGAUGUGACUUUGGCCAUGACAUUUCAGUUAGCCUGGGGGCUUGUACUACGAACAUAUCUCAAUGCGGACAGCGCGUGUUUCGGUUAUGUCACCUCUGGACGGGAUGUACCAAUCCCAAACGUUGAUAUCACUGUAGGCCCGUUCAUCAACAUGCUGAUCUGCAAUAUGUCUCUACAGGACACGGAGAAAGUCCUUGGUUUGCUCGAGCGGAACCAAGCAGACUUUGUGCAAAGCUUGACGCAUCAGGCUCUGGCGCUUGGAGAAAAGACGCGUUGCUCAAAAGUAUUUGAUACCGCGCUGUUCAAUACGGUCAUGUCUGUGCAGAGGGAAGAGGAUGAGCCUUCGGACGAAUUGACGCUUACGUUCAAUGAUUUCAAGACAGAGGGGGGUACUGAGUACGAUCUCGGUGUCAACAUUGAGGUAUCUGAAAAAUCCAUUGACGUUUCGCUGCUAUAUGCGACAUCUUUCCUUCCUGACAACCAGGCCGAAAAUGUGAUCGAUGCGUUCCAGCAGGCUUUAUUCGGCAUCAUGUCGGAUGCCACUGCAAGGGUUCGCGGGCUCAGCUUAUUUGGUUCCUUGAACAAAAGGAAUCUAGAAACCUACACCCCACAGACGCUCUCACCUGCUCAUCGGUGUGUCCACGAUCUCAUCCAGGACCAGUGCUUGGCCCGACCAUCCUCCCAGGCUGUCUGUGCCUGGGACGGCGACUUUACAUAUGCUGAAGUCGACCGUCUAGGCUCUGCAUUGGCAAGUCAACUUUCCCAGUAUAACAUUUGUCAGGAGAGCUUUGUUGCAAUUUAUUUCGAAAAGUCUCGCUGGGCAAUAAUCGCUAUGAUCGGUGUGAUGAAAGCCGGCGCUGCUUUUAUUAUGCUGGAUCCAUCAUAUCCGCUUGAGCGUCUGAAAGGGAUGAGUGAUGAUGCCCAAAUUUCUGUGAUCAUUUCAUCUGAAACACAAAAACGCACUGCAGCUUCACUUGCAAAGCAUGUGGUGACUAUCAGCGACCAUGAAGAAUGGUCUGUUACUACGUUCCAGUCUCCGCUGACAGUAGUGCCACGCAAUGCCUUCUGCGCUCUCUUCACAUCCGGCUCAACAGGCAAACCCAAGGGAGUAGUGAUAGAGCAUCAAGCCUUCUCAUCCGCUGCUCUUGCCCAGGGGCCAGCUCUCAAUCUCGAUUCCAAGUCCCGGGUGCUCCAGUUUGCCUCGUAUGCAUUCGAUGCCAGUGUGUAUGAAAACAUUACCACCCUCAUCCAUGGUGGCUGUGUUUGUAUUCCGUCUGAAAGCGAGCGCAGACAAGACCUCCCGCGAGCUGUCGCCAGUAUGGAAGUCAAUUGGGCUUUCCUUACCCCCUCUGUGGCAAGGAUUCUAGACCCGGCCGAUUUCCCGAGCCUGAAAACCAUGGUCUUAGCUGGGGAGCUUAUCUCUGCGAAGGAGCUCAGGGCCUGGCAGGAUAGUCUGGAUCUCCAUCUUGCGUAUGGUCCUGCUGAAUGCUCAAUCAUGUGUGUGGGGACGGAUCCUGUUUCUGAACCCACCAGUGGACGCAAUAUCGGGUUAGCUGUGGGCUGUAGAUCGUGGGUCGUCGACCCGAAUGACCAUGAGAAGUUGCUGCCUCUUGGAGCCGUGGGCGAACUGUUGAUCGAGGGACCAGGCGUUGGUCGCGGCUAUAUUAAUCAGGUCGAGAAGACCGCCGCUUCAUUUAUAUCAUCACCAUCUUGGCUUCGAGAGCUUGUCAGCGGCCAACAGUUCUCUAUUUACAAAACAGGAGACCUAGUCAGGUACAACGAGAAUGGUUCUUUGCACUAUGUGUCCCGCAAGGACACCCAGGUGAAGAUUCGUGGUCAGCGUGUCGAGCUCGGCGAGGUCGAGUUUCAUCUGCGUGAAUCUUUUCCCAACGUUCAGGAUGCCAUUGCGGAAGUUGUGAAGCCGUCUGGAGAAAGCAGACCAUCGACGCUCAUGGCCUUUAUUCUGCAAGAUCGUGGUGAAACCAUUUCCCCAGAUCUCAGUAUCUUUGGGAUCUCUGGCGGUAUCUUCAAGAAAGACAUCGCCACGGCUCUAUCCAGACUCGAUGAAGUUCUACCCACGUACAUGGUGCCCACAAUGUUCGUUCCUCUGGAUCACAUCCCCCUGACAAAGACUGGAAAGACAGACCGACGAGCUCUCAAGGAGGCAGCAGCAGCGCUUACAAGAGAGCAAAUUGACAGCUUCAGUUCUACGAGCUCGACCAAAAGGCUGCCCUCCACUGAAGCGGAAAUCGUACUUCAACGGUUGUUAGCCCAGGUUCUCAAUCUAGAAGUUUCGGAGAUAGGCAUAGAUGAUCAUUUCUUUCGCCUAGGAGGAGACUCAAUUAUCGCCAUGAAGCUUAUUCCCCUUGCUCGGGACGCUGGCUAUGCCCUCGAUAUGACCAAUAUCUUCAAUAAUCCCAAGUUGUGUGAUUUGGCUGCUGCGUCGGGGGCGGAUGCCACUCAAUUCAAGUCUGAUGUUCUGCCCUUUUCCUUGAUUGGUUGCAAUGACAUGAGCCCACAGACUAUAAUCCAGUUGGCCGCCGAGAGAUGCCAUAUUUCCACGGACGAUAUUGAGGAUAUUUACCCAUGCACACCCCUACAAGAGGGCUUGAUGACCUUGACAGCAAAGACACCUGGUCAAUACAUUGCGAGGUUCGACUACGACCUAGCCGCUAACAUUGACUUGGUCAGGUUCCAGUGUGCGUGGGACAAGAUAUUCAGAAGCAAUGCUAUCCUGCGCACUCGCAUCAUUCAAUUAGAUGCUUCAAAUAUGCUUCAAGUGGUGGUCCGCGACUCCAUCCGCUGGCAUGUAUUUGAGACUCAGGAAGAAUAUGAGCAAGUGAAAAUUCCCAUUAUGAACUUAGACGACGAAUUGGCUCACUUCGCCAUGGUCAAGGCCAGCGGCAGCUUUCACCUCACACUGCACCAUGCAUUGUAUGACGGCUGGUCACUGCCACUUCUGUGGAGCCAAGUCCAAGCAUCGUAUCGUAACGAUGAACCCCGGCAACCACGGCCUUUCAAGCACUUUAUUGAACACAUCCAGAACGUCCAGGGCACAGAGGCUUUCUGGCAGUCGCAAUUUACCGGCUUGAGUGCCCCUAUUUUCCCUGCCCUGCCAUUUCCUCGGCAUGUCCCUGCUCCAAACUCAUCUCUCGAGCAUCGCAUCUCCAACCCCGCCCGUGCCAACACAGAAUAUACCACGUCUACCUUGAUUCAAUUAGCCUGGGCGGUGAUAAUGUCUUGCUACACGGAGUCUGAGGAGGUUCUAUACGGACUGACUGUAAACGGACGCAGCGCGCCUGUCCCAGGAAUCGAGGAUAUCGCGGGCCCGACAUUCGCCACUGUCCCCAUGCGUCUUCAUGUCCGGCCCGGUGAUACAGUAGAUACAUUAUUGACAUCUCUGCAGCAAAGAAGUGCGUCCAUGAUUCCGUUUCAACAAAUUGGCCUGCAGUACAUUCGUCAGCUCGGCCCUGAACCGGCGACCGCAUGCAGUUUCCAAUGUCAACUUGUCAUCCAGUCUUCUGGUUCCAGCGAGCAAGACGGGUAUACCAUGGCGCAUGUGCGAAGCGAGCACGAGGACUAUUCUGCUUUUGCGAGUGUUGCAUUCUUUAUGGUCUGCCACCUUGCGAACAAUGGCGAUGUUGCUGUCAUCGUCAACUUUGACGAGAGAGUGGUCCAUCGAGUGGACGCGACUAGGAUGGUGCAGCAAUUCGAGCAUAUUCUCCGUCAAUUGUCCAAUGAUGUCUCGAAGGACCUUCAAAUAAGUGAUCUUGAUCUUGUCAGUCCUCAGGACCACCGGCAGAUGAUGGAGUGGAAUUCCGUUGUCCCGUUGUCUGUCGACUCUUGCGUGCACGAUCUUGUUCUUCAGCAGUGUGUUCAGCGUCCUGACGCUUCUGCGAUAUCUUCAUGGGACGGGGAGGUAACUUAUGAUUCGCUAAACGUACUAUCGGGCUUACUGGCACAGCAUCUUCAGGCCCUUGGUAUCCAGCCAGGCUCCCUGGUUCCGCUGUGCUUUGAGCGCUCCAAGUGGAGCAUCAUCACCAUGAUAUCAGUCCUCCGAAUCGGAGCCACUUGUGUCAACAUAGACCCAAGCCAUCCUAAGGGACGCAUUCAGGAGAUUUUACAACGCACAGCCGCCAGAUCCGUCAUUGUCUCAGCUGCGAACCAAAACCUGAUGGCUGAAGCAGACGUAUCAGUGAUCACCGUUCCUAUCUUCAAUGCAACAGAUAGGGCAGAGAGAUUCAUAGCACCUCAAAUCAAGCCAACUGAUGCGGCUUUCGUCGCAUUUACUUCAGGAAGCACAGGAAAUCCAAAAGGUAUCGUGAUGGAGCACCGCAACAUCUGCACCAGUAUUCGACAUCACAGCCCUGGUCUUUAUGUCAACGAAAAUACUAGAGCUUUGCACUUUGCUUCCUAUGCAUUCGACAUCAGUCUCUGUGAGGUAUUCAGCGUCCUUGUCCAUGGUGGCUGUGUCUGCAUACCGUCCGAGUUCGAUCGCAUGAACAAUGUCAUCCCAUUCAUCAAGGAGCACAAUGUUAAUUGGACCUUCUGGACGCCUUCAUUCCUGGGUCUAAUCCAGCCAGAUGAUAUCCCUGGAGUAAAGACCGUGGUCCUUGGAGGAGAGCCAGUAACACAGGAUAACAUCCGCAUCUGGGCCUCCAGAGUCAAUUUGCUUAACGCAUACGCCCCGGCCGAAACAUCCAUCUGCAAUAUUUUGAGCCGUCUCCCCGCUGUCGGCUGGCGAGAAGGCACUAUUGGACGAAUAUUUGGCGCCGUAGCAUGGAUCACCAUGCCGUCCGAUCACAGCCGUCUAGCUCCCUUGGGUGCUGUUGGAGAGUUGGUGAUCGAAGGCCCAACAGUUACCCGUGGCUACCUCCGUGAUACCGGCAAAACUGCUGCGGCUUAUAUCGAAAAUAUGCCACCGUGGCUCAGCUCUUUCAGGUCCGGUAGCACUACGAGGCUAUAUCGGAGUGGAGAUCUCUUCCAGCUCAACCCCGACGGUAGCCUCCGCAUCAUCGGCCGCAGAGACACCCAGGUUAAACUACGCGGUCAGCGCAUUGAGCUUGGCGAGGUAGAGCAAAAUUUGCGAGAGCUGUUCCCUGAUGCCAGAGAAGUCGCCGCUGAAGUAGUUGCUCCAAGCGGUGGUUCUCCAACCUUAAUGGCAUUCAUCGCCUAUCCCAGUCCUGGUAGCGAGGCACUAUUCAUGUCUCCCAGUCCGGAUUUCCUCGCCAAGGCCGCAACAGUAACAAUCGAGCUGCGACAUCUCCUUCCAAAGUAUAUGGUUCCAGGUGUUAUCCUUCAAGUAUCGAAGAUCCCACAUAACUCCAAUGGCAAGGUCGACCGGCGAUUGCUGCGUGAGCAAGCGGCGGCCCUCUCUCGUGAACAAAUACAGACAUUCUCCAAGGUUCAGUCUGCAAAGCGUGUGCCAGCAACUCAACGAGAGACGCUGCUCCGAGUUCUCUGGGCAGACAUACUGCAAACCUCAGUGGAACAUAUUGGGGCAGAUGAUGACUUCUUCCAUCUGGGAGGAGACUCCUUCGCGGCUAUGAAGCUUUCAGCCAUUGCUCGUCAUCAGGGUCUACAUCUUCCGGUGCCAUUCAUUUUCAAUAACCCUGUUCUAUCGGACCUGGCCAAGCUCAUCAGCAAUGUAGAAGCCAAUGUUGCGUCUGAAUAUACCCCCGGGUCCCUGCUCGGGAUCACUGAUAUUGAAUCCUUUGUUGCCCAACUCCCACCCUACCCAUUCAAUAAGCAGGACGUGGUCGAUAUCGUCCCUACCACCGAGUUUCAAAGCCGCCUCAUGGUCGAAAAGGACAUCACCUACUCUCAACUCCGUCUACCAACUCAUAUCGACAUAGAGCGUCUAGAGGCUGCAUUCCAUGCUCUCGUCCGCAACCAUGCCAUCCUCCGAACUGUGUUCAUACCUUACCAAAAUACCCAUCUGCAAGUCGUGCUGCGCAACCUAGAGUUCAAACUCAUCAAAGUCGUCAGCGAAGAUCUCACAGCAUCCGCAAACAAGAUUAUCACAGAAGAUGAAUCCUCAAUCCCACCAGGCUCACCGCACUUCCAACCCUACCUCCUGUCCCAAACCCCCACCUCUCACCUCCUCAUCUUCCGGUUAACCCACGCCCAAUACGACGGCGCCUCAUUCCGCCUCCUAUCAGAAGAUCUAGCAUCCGCAUACAACAACAGCAACCAGUCUCUGAACUCUCACCUCCCCUUCCCAACAUACCUCCAAUUCCGCCACUCUCAAGUAACUCCGCGGGCGCUCUCCUUCUGGCGCAACACCCUCGAAAACUCCCAAAUGACCGACGUCCUAUGCCACUGCUCCCCCUCCCCACCGUCCGAGCCAGAAUCGAUGGUCAUGGAGCUUCGCUCCAUGACCCUCCCCGCACCACCACCGGGAAUCACCCUUGCCUCUCUCCUGAAGGCAGCCUGGGCACUGGCUCUAGCCCGCACAACCAACACUCGCGAUAUUGUGUUCGGCCAGGUAACCAGUGGGCGGGACGCGCCGCUAAAGGAUAUCGACACUGUCUCCGGGCCAUGCAUCACUUUCUCCCCAUUCAGGGUAAUAAUCGCCCCCGACGCCACCGCCCUAGACCUAUUAUCCCAUGUCCAAACCCAACACAUCCAAGCCCUCCCGUACUCCAACCUCGACCUCCGAGAGAUCGUCUCCCGGGCAUCGCCCUGGCCCGUGGGAACAGAAUUCGGCUGUGCGUUCACACACCAAAAUGCGGGGCUGGGUUUUCCCUGUCCGAUUGCUGGUGUCGAAUCGAAGUGGGUACUGGAUGUGCGGACGCCGGAGCAUUUGCAUAUUGUGACGUUUCCGGAAAGGGGGAAGCUGAAAGCUAUGCUUGGGGGAUCGAGUAGGAGGAUUCGGGGGGUGGAGGCAUGGGGUUUGAUGGAAAGCACCAAUCUCGAUAACAUUCAUGGAGAGGUGUCGUCCGAUCUGCAUGAAGAAGUACCCGUUCACGCCAAAGCUCUCCACCUCGGUGGUGAGCUGCUCGCGUGCUUCUUUACCGGACAAGCUGAUUACAAAACGUCGCAAUGCAGGUGGGGCGGAAUCAUGUACCCGGGGUCUGACCGGGCCGGACGGACAUUAGCCUACAAUACUGUUGGUGUGCUCAUUUUCUACACGUGCAUUGGCCUGACUGUCGGACCCAGAUACCCCACAGAGGCCAAUUUUGAUUAUUAUCAGAUCUCAUUAUUUCGGGGCACUGCGCAUGUGAAAGGGAAAGCUUCCGGUACGCUUAUUGCAAGCGACCUAGAGUUGAGUUUUUGGGGUGGUGUCAACCCACAGACAGGCGAGGUCAUCGAUCGUCAUCAUCCACUAAGCGGACAAUAUCUUGGAGACACUAUCCUUGCCAUUCCCGGUGGCCGCGGUUCCUGCUCUGGCAGUGGUGUCAUUCUGGAGCUUCUCUUGAACAAGAAAGGACCAAGCGCACUUUUGUUUGAACGACGGGAAGAUAUUCUCACACUUGGAGUCAUGAUUUGUGAGGAGGUGUUCGGCAGAUCUGUCCCAGUGGUUACCUUGGAUCCCAAAGACUUUCGCAGAGUUUUGAGCCUGAGUGGAAAGUACAUCCAUGUCAAUGGCGAUCAUAUCUAUGAAGCCGAAAUACCGGGCCAAUAUUCACUAGGCGAUAUUAGCCAUCCACUAGCUUCCUUUCCGAGUAAUAUCGAUCUCUCAGAUAUGGACAAGGCAUUCCUCGAAGGAAAGUAUGGCGAAGCUGCUCGAGUCUCAAUUCGAAUCGUUCUGCGGAUGGCACGUUUGCUAGGGGCCCGUGAAUUGAUAAAUAUCACACAGGUCCACGUAGAUGCUUGCGUCUACACUGGACCGGGAUCGCUUCUCUUUGCAGAACGGCUCCGUGAAUUGGGAGGGAAGGUCAAGGUUCCGACAUCUUUGAACUCCAUCUCAAUUGACCAAGAGCAUUGGCGCACUCAGGGGGUGGAUGAGGAAUUUGGAGAAGCUGCAGCUAAAUUAGCGAAGGCUUACACCGACAUGGGGGCGCGACCCACCUUCACUUGUGCCCCGUAUCAACUCGGCACUGCGCCAAAGUAUGGUGAACAGGUGGCAUGGGCCGAGUCAAAUGCCGUUGUGUACGCUAAUAGCGUGCUGGGAGCGAGAACCAUGAAAUACCCCGAUUUCCUGGACAUAUCAAUUGCACUGACUGGUCGUGCACCGAAGGGAGGACCCCAUAUGAACAUCAACAGACUGGCCUCGCUCGUUGUGAGUGUCUCGGGUAUUCAAAAUACCAAGUGUGUGGACGAUUCAUUUUAUCCUCUUCUAGGCUACUGUGUCGGAGGGCUCGCUUUAAGCAAGAUUCCGGUGAUAGUUGGCAUAGAGACACUGGUGCCAUCAAAGGAAGACCUGAAAGCUUUUGGGGCGGCAUUUGCCACAUUGUCUAGUGCACCGAUGUUUCAUAUUGUCGGUGUCACUCCAGAAGCAACUGUUUUGGAGGAUACUCUCGACAACAGAUCGGAAAUAAGACUCGUCAGCAUCGGGCCAGCGGAACUAGUUGAGUGUUGGAACAAACUGAACAGUGCCUCUACAUACCAGUCGGUUGACCUGGUCUCACUCGGAAACCCGCACUUCUCUUUUAAGGAAAUAAGAAUGCUUGCAAGACUCUGCAGAGGACGUGCGAAAUUGGAGAAUGUCGCAGUUGUGGUGACAUGUGGACGCUCGUGUUAUGGGUUAGCUUGCCAGGCUGGGCUGAUUAGAGAGCUAGAGGAGUUUGGUGUCCAAUUCAUCACUGAUACCUGCUGGUGCAUGAUCAAGGAGCCAACGAUCCCGACUUCGCCGAAUGCGAUAAUGACAAAUUCUGGAAAGUAUGCACAUUAUGGGCCUGGCCUCACAGGCAAGAAAUUCUUCUUUGGAAGCCUCGCCAGAUGUGUUGAUGCAGCGUGUCAAGGCGAUGUCGCAGAAUGGAAACCACAAUGGAUGUUAGAUCAAACUUUAUCAGCAUCUGAAUGA